Messenger RNA from Striga asiatica, 519 nucleotides. The record is from the annotation of a GenBank genome assembly. Lineage: Eukaryota; Viridiplantae; Streptophyta; Magnoliopsida; Lamiales; Orobanchaceae.
GAGCGCCUUGUUGGUCUAGAAGAAUGUCGAGAUCUUGGACAAGGUUUUCAACUUGCAGAAAGAGACAUGGGCAUUAGAGGCUUUGGGAAUAUCUUCGGAGAGCAGCAAACAGGGGAUGUUGGAAAUGUUAGGAUUGAUCUUUUCUUUAAAAUGCUUUUUGAGAGUUUGUCCAUGUUUGAUCUCGAUUUGAACCCCCAUCUCCCUUCUGAAUACAUAAAUCAUCUGGAAAAUCCCUUUGAAGUAAUUAAUGAAGCUGAGAAUGCUGCUCAAAGAGACAUCUGGAAUAUAGUUCUCUUUACUGAGGAUCUACGACGCCAUUAUAGAAAAGAGCCUUACUCCAUGAAAAUUCUGUUGAAGAAGCUAUAUAUUAGAAGAAUGGCGGCAGAUUUAGGGAUUACUGAAAUAUACACUUCAGGUAAGAUGGUGGGCAUGAAAACAAGCAUCAGUGAAAAUGUUUUCAAGAUGAUGAGGGAUUCAAUGCCAUCUGAAACACACCAAAGUUCCAUUGUCUUCGAGGAG